UUCAAAACGAGUUUUAAACCCGGCCUGAAAACAAAACCCCAGCAUAAACCCUGAAAACAAUCCCCUGCUCCAAGCUUCUCGCAGCUCAAAAAUGAGCAGAAGGCGGUUGAAAACUCUCCUCUGGCAAUCAAUUUCCGCCAUAUCUCCGUCCCCUCUGAAGUCCAACCCAUUUUUCUCCACAAACCCAUCACAACCAUUCCCUUCUCCAUUCAAAUCCUCCCACCAAUGUCUAAAGCUUUGCUUUCCCAGAUUACUUUGCACUUCUUGGCAGGACAAUCUCGAUGGUCUGUUCGAUCCCAACUAUUUGUUCAAGCCGGAGAGUUCUGGAGUUGAGUCUAUUUCAGCAGAGGAAUUCGCCUCUCUGCGCGAUUCGGUGUUGGAUACCAGUGCUGGUGGUAAACAAAUUGGGUAUAGUCACACUGCUCCUGUGUACAACGCGCUGUUAGAGUUAUUGGAGUGUGGUAAUAAGAGGGUAGCGGAACAUUUUCUGCAAGAAAUUAAGGGUGAUGAUAGAGAGGUGCUUAGGAAGUUGCUUAAUGUGUUGAUUCGGAAGUACUGCCAAAAUGGGUUGUGGAAUGUAGCUUUGGAAGAGCUGGGGAGGCUUAAGGAUAUCGGAUACAAGCCAACUCAAGCAACUUACAAUGCUUAAGUUCAAGUGGUUCUAGAAGCAGAUAAGUUGGACACAGCACACUUGGUCCAUGUGGAGAUGUUGGAUUCAGGGUUUAAGAUGGAUGAGUAUACAUUUGGUUCAUUUGUUCACACCCUUUGCAAAGCUGGGAGGUGGAAGGAAGCUCUUGCAUUGGUUGAGACGGAAGAGUUUGUGCCCAAUACUAUUCUUUAGACGAACAUGAUAUCUGGGUUGUGCGAAGCUUCACUUGUUGAGGAAGCUAAGGAUUUUUUGAACAGAAUGCGAUGCGAUUCUUGCAUUCCUAAUGUUGUGACCUAUAGGACUUUGCUUUGUGGGUGUUUGAAGAAAAGACAGCUCGGUAGGUGCAAGAGAAUUCUUAGUAGGAUGAUCACAGAAGGUCGUAUUCCAAGCCCUCAGAUAUUUAGUUCUCUUGUACAUGCUUAUUGUAGGUCCGGAGAUCACUCUUAUGCUCAUAAGUUACUUAAGAAAAUGGUAAGAUGUGAGUGCCAGACAGGCUACGUGGUUUACAAUAUCUUGAUUGAUGGUAUAUGUGGAAACAAGGAAUUACCAAGCCCAAAUAUGUUAGAUUUGUCUGAAAAAGCUUAUGGUGAGAUGCUUGAUGCAGGGGUUAUGCUAAGUAAGGUCAAUGUGAGCAAUUUUGCAUGGUGUCUUUGCGGUGCCGGAAAAUUUGAGAAAGCCUAUAAGGUUGUCAGCGAAAUGAUGAACAGGGGUUUUGUUCCUGACACUAAUACGUAUGCUAAUGUUAUUGGCUUUUUGUGUAAUGCCUCCAAGGUAGAACAAGCAUUUUUGUUGUUUAAAGAAAUGAAAAGGAAUAGUAUUGUUCCUGAUGUCUAUACCUAUACUAUUUUAAUUGAUAGUUUUUGUAAAGCUGGUCUUAUUGAACAAUCUCGGAGCUGGUUUAAUGAAAUGAUACGAAAUGGUUGUGCUCCAAACGUGGUGACAUAUACUGCUCUUAUACAUGCAUACCUUAAAGCAAAGAAGGUGUCUGAUGCUGAUCAACUCUUUGAGAUGAUGUUGGCUGAAGGUUGCAGUCCUAAUGUUAUUACUUAUACUGCUUUAAUUGAUGGUCAUUGUAAAGCUGGUAGAAUUGAAAAGGCUUGCCAGAUAUAUGAGAGAAUGAGAGGUAAUGUGGACGUCCCUGAUGUUGGUGGGGCUUUGGUGGAUGGUUUAUGCAAAGCACACAAGGUUAAAGAGGCCCGUGAUUUAUUGCAUGCUAUGUCAGAAGAAGGUUGUGAACCUAACCAUAUUAGUUAUGAUGCUCUUAUAGAUGGAUUUUGCAAGCAUGGGAAGCUAGAUGAAGCACAAGAGGUGUUUGCUAAGAUGUCAGAGCAAGGGUACAGUCCAAAUGUGUAUACGUACAGUUCUUUGAUUGAUAGGUUGUUUAAGGAUAAAAGACUGGAUCUCGCUUCAAAAGUCUUGUCCAAAAUGUUAGAACACUCUUGUGCACCAAAUGUUGUUAUCUACACAGAGAUGAUUGAUGCCCUGUGUAAAGUUGGAAAAACAGAUGAAGCCUAUAAGCUUAUGCUGAUGAUGGAAGAAAAAGGGUGUUAUCCGAAUGUUGUGACUUAUACCGCAAUGAUAGAUGGCUUUGGGAAAGCAGGUAAUAUCGAAAAGUGUGUUGAGCUUUUUAAACAAAUGAGCUCUGAGGGUUGUGCUCCAAAUUUUAUCUCCUAUGGGGUUUUGAUAAAUCAUUGCUGUUCAACUGGACUACUGGAUGAAGCUCAUAAGCUUUUGGAUGAAAUGAAACAAACACAUUGGCCUAAGCAUAUGGUAGGCUACUGUAAUGUUAUUGAAGGUUACAAUAGAGAGUUCAUGACCUCUCUUGGGCUUUCAAAUGAGAUGAGUGAAUGUGACACAGUGCCAAUUACUCACAUAUACGAAGUUCUGAUUGAUAAUUUUGUAAAGGCUGGAAUGUUGGAAGUGGCUCUUGAGCUGCUUAAAGAGAUUUCGUCAUCUUCACCGUUUACAUCUGUGAACAAGAAUAUGUACACUUCAUUGAUUGAGAGUCUUUCACAUGCAAAUAAGGUCGGUAAGGCACUGGAGAUGUUUGCAGACAUGAUGAGGCAUGGUGGUUUUCCAGAGCUGGAUACAUUCUUUCAUCUUAUUAAAGGGCUUAUUAAAGCUAACAAUUGGGACGAAGCUCUUCAACCAGAUAGCAUAUGCCACAUGGUGGGAAUAUGA
This is a messenger RNA of Pyrus x bretschneideri (Chinese white pear), 2830 nucleotides long. Its product is annotated as pentatricopeptide repeat-containing protein At1g06710, mitochondrial-like. Gene Ontology annotation, molecular function: protein binding. Lineage: Eukaryota; Viridiplantae; Streptophyta; Magnoliopsida; Rosales; Rosaceae. The record is from RefSeq and is a predicted model, not a curated record.